Clonostachys rhizophaga is the source of this 501-nucleotide messenger RNA. Lineage: Eukaryota; Fungi; Ascomycota; Sordariomycetes; Hypocreales; Bionectriaceae. The record is from the annotation of a GenBank genome assembly.
AUGUUUAAUGCUCGUAGAAUGCUGCCGACAAAGUUUAGGAAACUUAGCGCUGAUAGAACGAUGGAGAGAGAUUCUGACUUGGUUGAACAAGAACAUUUCAAUAUUGACGAAGAAAUUCGAGCUAUCCUCGUCCAAGGUCUAGACCAAGUAACAUGGGAACCAAGCUCACAAGGCGGCACGGUAUCAACGAUCCGCGAUAUCCGUGCAGAACUAAAGGCGGCUAUAAGAUCUCUGGCAAGCUCAUUAGUCAAGGGGGAAAAGGUCUCAGCUAUUAGACAUGAAGAGGGCUCUGGGAAUAUCGUUCGCGCAGAAGGUCCUUGCUCUGUGACGAUCACUGAAUGUACACAUAUCGUUCCGAUCGUCCUUUCCGGAAGUCCUCCAACAAUUGGCCAUUUAUCCCUCACCAUGGAGACGAUAACACAUGUAAAGCAAGGCAAAAUCCUUGUCAAACCUGGGUCGAUUGUGUGCUUUUCAUUCUAUUCGAGAGCCCCGGAGAAGUGA